Alternaria infectoria is the source of this 645-nucleotide messenger RNA. RefSeq lists its product as uncharacterized. Gene Ontology annotation, biological process: protein folding. The transcript is spliced from 3 exons. The coding region runs from base 1 to 645 and encodes 214 amino acids. NCBI's taxonomy places the organism in Eukaryota, Fungi, Ascomycota, Dothideomycetes, Pleosporales, Pleosporaceae. Gene Ontology annotation, cellular component: endoplasmic reticulum membrane. The record is from RefSeq and is a predicted model, not a curated record.
AUGCAACUCUUCCUCCUCGGAUACAUCGUCAUCUCCAUCUGCGAGAUCUUCACCAUUGGCGGAUUCCCCCUCAAUUCCACUGUGCGCAUUGUCUUUGUCGCGAUCCACAUCGCCGCAAUCACCGCUACAUCCUGGAUCCUCAUGCUCAACGGCGCCGUGGGCUACCAACUACUUGACGACGGCACGGCAGUAUCUAUCGGUCUGCUCUUGAUCUCGUCGAUCGUAAUCUUUAUCGGUACCGGCUACAUUGCCCUCGACACUGGACUCAACUGGACGGGUUACUGGGAACAGACGCGCUUCGUGCCCAACCAGGCCUACGCGCUAUACACCCUCUACCAGCUCGUUCCGUUAGUCUUCAUCGUCAUCUUCUUCCUCCUGGAAGCUUUCCUGGUGCUGCGUGUUCUCGGCGAGCGCAAGCCAAUGCUCUAUCUCCUCGCAGCAGGCCUUCUAUUCGCCAUCGGUCAAAUCUUCCAAUACGUCAUCAGCGUUCACAUCUGCAACGGCACCGACGGAAAGAUCAACGGAGGUCUAUUCUCGACCCUCUUCACCCUCCUAUCGGUAGUAAUGAUUUGGGUGUUCUGGUCGAGCAUCACCGAAGACGACUGGCCCAUGCCAACUGUCGCUGGCUCGGGCGCAUAUAAUUAG